Debaryomyces fabryi is the source of this 2523-nucleotide messenger RNA. RefSeq lists its product as uncharacterized. The record is from RefSeq and is a predicted model, not a curated record. The coding region runs from base 1 to 2523 and encodes 840 amino acids. Lineage: Eukaryota; Fungi; Ascomycota; Pichiomycetes; Serinales; Debaryomycetaceae. The transcript has a single exon.
AUGAAAUUUAGGAACUUAAUAUUAUUGGUCGGAACCAUUGGAAUUGCCAAGGCACUUGAUGGAAACGAAACCUUGGUCUCUACUAGUGGUUUAAUUGGAAAAGGUAUUGCAAAUGAGACCAGUGUGGCUGAAGCUUCACCAUCUCAACCGGUGGACUCAGCAAACCGAUGCAUCAGCACAUUGACUUUGUCCACAUGUACGUGCGAACCAAAGGGGUCGCAGAGUAUCAACACGUCUGGAGGAACUCCUAUUUACGAAGGUGAUGAAUGGGACAGAUACGUUGAAAUGCCCAAAGCAACUUCAACCACAUUAAGUCCAGAUUGUGUACUUAGAACAAAUUUUAGUACGAAUAGCCUUCAUCACGGUAGACCUACCCAUAGAAAUGUCAAAUGGAGUUCUGCUUCUACUCAUUCGUCACACUUAGCAAAUCAGACGACUACGAAUAGUAUAUCAUCAAAUUAUGGGGUUCUGUCGUUGACAUUUCCAAGUAUUCAUAUUUCUUCUACUCGUGCUCAUUACUACAAUACUCUGACAUUAGUCCACCAAGAUGCCAAUGCUCAUACCGGAUACCACAAUAGUAGUAUAAGUACAGGCUACAGUAACAUCAGUUCAACUAUUGAAAGUGCAAGUCUAAGCUCGCAUAUUAGUACCGAGGAAUACACCACGACUGAAGACUUCAGUACUAGUGAGAUAUUAAUUACAACUGUUGCAGAGACCGAAACUCCAGCUGCACUUACGCUGUCAUUACAUUUCGAUAUAAGCACAAGUCAAUCAUCCAGUCCAAGCAUUGCAGGACCAGAGAAUCCUACAACCUAUGCAAGCGAAACUGAGGAGACAUCUACACCGAAUACCGAGAUAAACGAAUCAUUAGCGCCAAGUCUGACAUUUCAGAACGAUGUGACUUCUACUGUUGAUUUUUAUCCCAUAAGCACAGCUGAGACUACCCAAGCGUAUGAAACUGAAGAUCAAAAGACAAUUCAAGAAACAACUCACGAGAGUAGCGAAAGCUCUGUUGCGAGUUCACUAGAGACAUCGAUAACUAUGGAGUCCAGUCUGAUUGAACAUCAGCAUAGCUCCGCAAGUCAUAAUAUUAAGACCAGCCAAACCAGCCUUAUUAGCAAUCCAACUACUCAGCCAGAAAAUAAUUGGUCAGACUAUUGGAGUGACGAAAAUUGGUCAGAGGAAUGGCCAAGCGAGUUCUGGAGUGAUGUAUUCAAGGAAACAUCUAAAACAAUGAAUCCAACAUACUCGACAACACGUUCUAAAUCUGAAAAGCACUCGACGUUGCCAAGUAUCAAAACAUAUACUCACACAGGAAGGAAGAGCCACAAUGAACAUCAAAGUACAUCUAGGGUGCAACCUUUCGUUUCUUCAACCCACACUACUGAAGGAUCUUUUAGAAUCUUGCCGACACCCCAUAUGCCAAAGCAAACUAGCCAUUCUGCUGAACACACAUCACAUGGACAUCAUAUCGAGGAGACUCAUUCCGAAAGACAGCAUACUGAAGUACAUCAUACCAAAGAACACCAUACCGAAGAACACCAUACAGAAGAACACCAUACAGAAGAACACCAUACAGAAGAACACCAUACAGAAGAACACCAUACAGAAAGACAGCAUACCGAAGAGCCUCAACAUCAUACCGAAGAGCACCAUACAGAGGAACACCGUACCGAAGAAUACAGCACGGAAGUGCAACAUACCAAAGAACAUUAUACAGAGGAACACAGUACAGAAUUGCAUCAUUCUGAAGAAACUACAGAGCAUCCUUCCCCUUCGUUAACUUCCAGCAUUUCUGUGUCAUCUGAGCCUAUUCAUAGAACUAGUGAAAGUAAAUAUUAUCCUACUUCUAGGUCUAAAGAAGCAGUACAUUUGAGUUCAACAUCAAUUUCACCGCAACUGUCCCAGGAAGAGCACAGUUCAUAUACCUCUAAACACACCCCCAAAGUUUCUUCAAGAACUCCUAUAAGCACUGGUCCAUUAAUGAGCACUUCAAUACAUCCUGCGAGUAAGGUCUCCCCUGGUUCAUCACAUCAUCCAAAAACAACGAAUUAUUCCAAGCGUAGCAAAUUAACCGGUACCGGUUCUAUUUCUGCUGAAUUCACAACUACCCACCCAUCAUUCUCUAGGACUUAUCCCAGAAAAAAGUCUUAUGCACCAAUAUUUACCUUAAAACCGGCCCCAAGUAUGCUGAGCCUUGGAAAUUCAAGACAAGCAAAACCAUUAUUCCAGACCAGCUCUGAAGAAACCGAAACUGAAACCGAAACGUUAUACAUUACAAUACUGUCUUCUACGGAAAAGCCAAAGUCCACGAUCCAAUCUAGUCAUCUGGAGCAACCAAGCUCCAGUAAAAGUUCAACCGUGUCUGCGAAUGAAAGCAUAUCUUCAACUCUUGCUAGACCAUAUCACAUUUUAAAACCAAAUGAAGAGACCGAGUCCACUUCAAGUGAAUCAAAUGCUUCAAAAACAACCAUCUACUACUUAUUAUUUGUCCCAUGUUUCAUACUUUUGGUGUUAGUAUAA